UGCUGUCGCCGCGGCGAAUGGGGCUGGGCAGCGCUGCGGAUGGAGCCGCCGCUGCGGAAUGGAGGCAGCGAAGAGAGCGCUGAGGCGGCCUCGACGGAAGGCGCGGUCGGAGGCGCCGCGACGGCCGCCGACCAACGGCAGCGGCCCAGCCCUACGCGGCCGAGCGGGCGGCGGCGAGGCGGAGGCGGCGGGGCCGGGCGGGCGGAGACCCCCGCGGGCCGCGAGGGGGAGCGCCCCGGCCCCGCCCUCCGCCCGCGCCUCGACUCCCUGCGCAAGAACCGCCCCCCCUUUCCUUGGUUUGGCUUGGAUAUCGGAGGGACCUUGGUCAAGCUUGUCUAUUUUGAGCCAAAGGACAUUACCACUGAGGAAGAGGAAGAGGAAGUGGAGAAUCUGAAAAGCAUUCGGAAAUACCUGACCUCCAACACCGCCUAUGGAUCCACAGGCAUCCGGGAUGUCCACCUCGAGCUAAAGGACCUUACGCUGUGUGGACGUAAAGGCAAUCUCCACUUUAUACGCUUUCCUACUCAUGACAUGCCUGCUUUUAUUCAAAUGGGCAGCGAAAAGCACUUCUCGAGCCUCCACACUACCUUAUGUGCCACGGGAGGUGGAGCGUAUAAAUUUGAGCAGGACUUUCGCACAGUGGGGGACCUCCAGCUUUGCAAGGUGGACGAACUUGACUGCCUUAUUAAAGGAGUCUUGUAUAUCGAUUCAGUUGGCUUCAAUGGACACUCGGAGUGCUACUAUUUUGAAAACCCAACUGAUCCCGAAAAGUGUCAGAAGCUCCCCUUCAACCUGGAGAAUCCAUACCCUCUCCUUUUGGUGAACAUUGGCUCCGGGGUUAGCAUCUUGGCCGUGUAUUCGAAAGACAAUUACAAGCGGGUGACUGGGACCAGCCUGGGAGGAGGAACCUUUUUUGGUCUCUGCUGCCUUCUGACCGGCUGCUCCACCUUUGAAGAGGCCCUGGAAAUGGCAUCCCACGGGGACAGCACCAAAGUGGACAAGCUCGUGCGAGAUAUUUACGGGGGCGACUACGAGAGAUUUGGGCUCCCGGGCUGGGCUGUAGCAUCCAGCUUUGGGAACAUGAUGAGCAAGGAGAGACGAGAGGCAGCCAGUAAGGAGGAUCUGGCAAGAGCCACGUUGAUCACCAUCACCAAUAACAUCGGCUCCAUAGCCCGGAUGUGUGCACUGAAUGAGAACAUUAAUCGGGUGGUUUUUGUAGGAAACUUUCUGCGCAUCAACACCAUCUCGAUGAAGUUUCUGGCCUACGCUUUAGACUACUGGUCUAAGGGGCAGCUGAAGGCCCUCUUCUUGGAACACGAGGGUUACUUUGGAGCAGUUGGAGCUUUUCUGGAGCUUUUGAAUUCGUCCUGAUUCCGUAUACGGAGCUUGAACCCAGGUUGCUGCUGGAGGAUUCUAAGCAAAAGGGAACAUCUCUCUUAAUUUAGCUUUAUUUCUAAAAUGUCUGCCUGACAAAUGACUGGUUGUAGUUAUACUUGUACAAUCAAUGCAGAGAAGGACAAUGUUUUUUUUUUAAGUUAAAGCUAAGACUGUAUAUUAGCUUGUUUGUAAGGGAUGCCUGUGCAUGGGCUAGACAUACAAAUACUGUGUUCUGCAGAACGACUUUUGAUAUGUGAACUCUGGUGACUGGGGAGAAGGUGCCUAGCCAGCUGUUCUCUAGCUCUUAAACACUAAUUUUGUAUGGACUUUGAAGGGCUGUGUGAGUUUUCACAACAUUGUUGAGAUGUGCAGAAUGUGCAAAAUGUAGACUUCACGUAAUAAAGGUUUUUUUUU
Eublepharis macularius is the source of this 1791-nucleotide messenger RNA. It is a transcript of the gene PANK2, whose product is annotated as pantothenate kinase 2. The record is from RefSeq and is a predicted model, not a curated record. NCBI's taxonomy places the organism in Eukaryota, Metazoa, Chordata, Lepidosauria, Squamata, Eublepharidae. Gene Ontology annotation, biological process: coenzyme A biosynthetic process. The transcript has 7 exons. Gene Ontology annotation, cellular component: cytosol; nucleus. Gene Ontology annotation, molecular function: ATP binding; pantothenate kinase activity. Bases 40 to 1371 code for a protein of 443 amino acids.